Molecule: messenger RNA, 2042 nt
Organism: Sinocyclocheilus rhinocerous
Lineage: Eukaryota; Metazoa; Chordata; Actinopteri; Cypriniformes; Cyprinidae
Product: 28S ribosomal protein S5, mitochondrial-like
Exons: 11
Coding region: 49-1242 (397 amino acids)
Biological process (GO): translation
Cellular component (GO): ribosome
Molecular function (GO): RNA binding; structural constituent of ribosome
Source: RefSeq, a predicted model, not a curated record
GGUUUGGACAGCACGCCCGGCGUUCAAGGACCCCCUCAGCAUCCGAACAUGGCGGCGGUCACAAGGCUGUGUUGUGUACUCCGGUUGUCAUUUGAAGGUGUUGGAGCUCUGAGAGCUCUAGGGGGCGCUGCUCACCUCUCCAAUUUGGCAAGGCCCAGUCCCACCCAGUAUGCUCCAGUCACUGCUGCCCUGCAGCAGAACAGACAUUCAAGCUUCUUUAACAAACUGACAGCUGAUGAGCUUUGGCGGGGAGUCUUAGCUGAGUCCGGUGCCGGUGCCAGAAAGGGAAGAGGAAAGAGAACCAAACGUAAAAUGAAAAAAGAUCUCAACAGAGGCCAGAACCUUGGAGAAGGUCGUGCUGGCUACCUGUGGCCCGGUCUGAAUAUUCCGGUGUAUAAGGAUGGGUCCAUCCAGAAACCCUCACAACGGGGAGAGGCAGAGCAGAAGGAGGUGACAGCAGCCCUGGAACGCCAGAGGGAUGAAUGGGACAAACGCAGGAAGACUAAGAUAAAGAGAGAGAGGGGCUGGACUGGCUACUCCUGGGGUGGGAUCAGUCUGGGUCCGCCGGAUCCGGGGCCCAACGGAGAAACUUAUGAAGAUUUUGACUCACGUGUGAUAGAGGUCAAGAGCGUGUUUAACGUCACGGCCAAAGAGAGCAGGAAAAGGUCCAUCAGCGCUUUGGUCGCUGUGGGUAAUGGAAAUGGAGCAGCAGGGUUUGCACUGGGGAAAGCAGCAGACAAGAACACCGCACUUAGAAAAGCAAAAAACCGAGCCAUGCAUUAUCUCUACUACAUUGAGAGAUACAACAACCAUACCAUAUAUCAUGACAUUGAAUCUAAGUUUAAAAGGACCACACUCAGAAUGAAGAAACAGAACAAAGGUUAUGGUCUGCGUUGUCAUCGGGCGGUAAUCACUCUCUGUAAACUGAUUGGGAUAGAGGAUAUGUAUGCAAAAGUAGAUGGUUCAGUUAACCUCCUCAACAUCACCAGGGCUCUCUUCCACGGCCUGGCCAAUCAGGAGACUCAUCAGAAACUAUCUGAUAUAAAGCAGCUGAAUGUGGUGGAGUUCAGGGCAGAACAAGGCGUUCUGCCCAUCGUGGUGGCACGACCGCAGCUCGGUGCCCGUAAGGAACCUGAAGUAGAGGACGAUGUGCCCAACACACGUCUGCACUGGGCUGACGUGAAGGCCUCACAAGGUGUUAAGAGAUCAGUGUGGGCAGGGGUUAAAAGGACCAUCUGGUGAUCUGAAUGAUAAUGUCCAGCCAAUCCGUACUGCAGGCUGACUGUCUAGUGCAGAACCGUUUCUGGGGAGAGCAUUUGAAGCACGUGCUUGGAUUGCAACCAUGUUGUUAAACUAAAGGUCCUGAAGUGCUAUAUGCCCCCACAAAUUAGUGUUUAUAUGUCAUGAGCCCAUGAAAGAUUAGCAUGGAAGUGAAUGUUUGAAGACUUUGUUCUCACGUACCUACACAUGACUUAUAACUGGAAGCGCACCAAUAAAUCUACAAUAAACCCACUUUCAGUGUCAACUCAUUAAUCUUGCUCAUGUUUUGAGUAAAGUUGCGGUCACAGUAGUGUAAUUUCAGCGAGAUGUUGGGACCAAAAGGGUUUGCUGUUUAUUAUCAUUUGUGUAGCGAUGUAUGAAGCACAGCUCACACAGAGAUCACUUUCAAACCCUGCAGUUUUCUUUUGGUCAGUGUGGCAAAUUCACGUGACAAACUUGAACAUGAGCAAAAUCUGUGGCAAACACUUUCACCCUCACAAAAAAUAGCAUGGUUUCCUGUUGUAAUGACUGGAUUACGGCAAUGAUAAAAUGCAAGUCUAGAGAUGGGUUUUUUAAAAGUUGAUGAAAAGCUGCAUUGUCACAAGCAUAGUGGUCAAACAUGUCAAUCUAGCUCAUGUUUAAUAGAAAAACAAUGGGAAAGCAGCACAGUGGAAUGGAAAAACUCAUUGUAUGAACGACACUUUAUACAGCCUAGUAUAUCAGUGUUUUAUAUGUAACUCUUUCGUGCACACAGAUUUAUAAUUUAGUUAGCUGAUACAUUU